Saccostrea cuccullata (small rock oyster) is the source of this 871-nucleotide messenger RNA. RefSeq lists its product as uncharacterized. Lineage: Eukaryota; Metazoa; Mollusca; Bivalvia; Ostreida; Ostreidae. The record is from RefSeq and is a predicted model, not a curated record. The transcript is spliced from 2 exons. Gene Ontology annotation, molecular function: protein binding. Bases 30 to 809 code for a protein of 259 amino acids.
AGUGCAAAACAAUCAUAAUCACAUAAACAAUGAUUUUUCUUAUAUUAUUCUUUUUGUGUUGUGUUAACAUUUCUGUGUCCCAAAUGGAUUAUAAUGCUGCUAUUGAAGAGGAAGUCAGCAAACAAGUUUCUCCUCUUUGGACAAAAUAUUUUGAAAUGGAGGCCAAAAAUGUGGAAAACCAGAAAACAAUUAGUGACCUGCAAAAGGAAAUUCUUGCCCUGAAAAAGGAGAACAAAUUUAAGACUUCUGAAAUUUACAAACUAAAUCAGUGGUUUAAGCAUCAAAUGACAACAACCCGAGAGAGAAAAUUGCCAUCUCAAGAUGUCUGCCAUUAUGUAACUGAACACUGUCCUUCCAAAUCCAGACAAGACAGACAGACUAGUCACUAUGUGGCCUUCAGUGCCUACAUUGACAACUUGGGUGGAAAUAAUCAUGUCGGGAACAAGCUCCUAUACAACAAUGUACUCGGAAACUAUGGAAACGGCUAUAACAGCAGCAGUGGAAUUUUCACGGCACCGUCCGAUGGGAUCUAUGCAUUUCUCUGGGUCACCGCAGUUCGUCAUGACAACUGGUGCAGUACCAGGAUGUUAAAAAACGGCUUUAUCCUGAGUAUGACCUCCUCUAGUGCCAAGGCCACUGGUUCCAACUCUAUCGAGAGUGGUUCAGGAACCGGAUUUCUCAUAACCUACAUGAACCAAGGUGACACGGCUUUUGUGGAAAUGAACAAUCCCCACGGGGAAACAUGCAAUAUUGUCAGCAAUGCCAGGGCAUUAACCACCUUCUCUGGGUGGCAGAUUACUAGAAUCUGAUUUCUUAAGCCAUCACACAUGUAAUUUAAUUAAAUAAAUUACUUGUGUAUUGAGAUAUAAAA